Haliotis rubra (blacklip abalone) is the source of this 1147-nucleotide messenger RNA. RefSeq lists its product as uncharacterized. The transcript has 6 exons. Lineage: Eukaryota; Metazoa; Mollusca; Gastropoda; Lepetellida; Haliotidae. The record is from RefSeq and is a predicted model, not a curated record. The coding region runs from base 107 to 1120 and encodes 337 amino acids. Gene Ontology annotation, molecular function: carbohydrate binding.
GGAGUGUCAUCUGAGAAUCGAUACUGUGGGAAAGAUAACGACUGAUGUGCAUAAGACUUACCAGCAGGUUGUUUGGGUACGGAAGCUUGUGUUAUUUCCUGUGAGGAUGAUGUCGUCUAACCUUGGUGAAAUUGUUUUCAUUUCUCUGUGGAUCGUAAAGCUUGUCCAUUGCGACAGCUGUUUUGAAGUGGCUACUGUAAUACAGCGUGACAAGUACAUGGAACACCAGGUGUUCAGAAAGUUCCGGAGUCCGUCUUUGUACAUGUGUGCAUCAGAAUGUCUCAUGUCCUCAGCAUGUGUCUCCUUUGGAUUCGACAAGAAAAGGCGCACCUGCCUUCUCAACGAUAAGGACAGUGCCAAUGGAAAUGUUGUUGACAGAACGGGAUACCUCUUCAGUGACAUCCUCCACUGGCCAGGGCCUCUCUCUGGUCCAUGUUCUGUGGUGUCGUGCCCGGCAUCAUCCCGAUGUCAGGUGGACCGACUUGGUCGUGCAACUUGCGUUCCAGAAUUCCGUGGGUGUGGUCAGCCCCCAGAGGUGACAGACGCCAGCAAGACGUACGAGGGUCAUUACCAGGGUGGUGUUACAACUUACACCUGCAGGCAGGACUUCACAGCCUGUCAUGACAAAGUUACCAGCAUCUGCCAAUCCUCUGGACAAUGGGAGAAUCUGAUGACUGGUCUGUGUAGUCAGAAUGUUUGGCACAAUCCGGCUCUUGACGUAAAGUAUGCACUUCCAUGUGGACCAUCAAGAGAGUUCAGAGCAACCCUCAUUGGAACACCGAACCAAGCUACGAGAUGGAAUAUAUGGCUGUGGAAAGACGAUAAUGUACUUGCCUUGUUAGAGUUCCGUAUUCUGUUUGGUGAGAGUAGAAAUGAAACCGUCUUAAACUCGCUACUUAAUGGACUGUGGGGUGAACAUAUUACUGCUGACGGCCAUCUACCCAUGACUGUAGGACAUGAAACAGAGAUCCAGAUAACACUUCACAGUGGAAUAUACAGGCUGGAAAUCGAUGGCAUGAGUGUGUACAACCUCACUGAGAGACUGACAGGAGGGGAGCCUGUAUCUGUCUCCGUAGAGGGAGGCGUCGCACUUCGAUUGAUGGAAAUCCAGUUAAAUUAGCUUUAAUAAAAUUGAUCAAACUAUGAA